AAGAAGGUCAAAAUUAACUAAUGCGCAUCGACUCUGCGCAUCCGAAAAUUCUUGCACUCGCACACUCCCAAUAUGUCCAGAACAACACUCCAUACAGUAGAUGUAGAAUAUAGUGCAGAUUCUGUAGAAUGGUGUCCUAUAGGUGGCAGUCAACACAUCCUGGCAUGUGGGACUUACCAACUAGCAGAUAAUCCAGAAAUUAAGGAAGGGGACCAAGAAUCUGAUGUUCCCAAAGCGCGACUUGGGCGACUUUUGCUUUACAAUUUCAACACUUCACAACCCAAGACAUCACUUACUGAGAUAUAUAGACUAGAUAUGCCAGCUGUACUAGACAUGAAAUGGUGCCAUAAUAGCCUAUGUGACAGGCCAACCCUAGCUGUUGGGAAUGCCUCUGGAGAGCUCCUGUUAUAUGGGCUACACGAUAUAGAUGGGAGUAGUAUAUGCGAGCAAAUGGAAUGCUUUCAAGCUGUGGAGGAUGGACUAUGUUUAUCACUUGAUUGGUCAACAGGAAAAUAUCCUAGCCAAACACCAGAAAUCGUGUUCAGUGACUCCAAAGGAAUGAUUGGUAUAAUAGAUGCCACUAGCAGUCCCAAAGUGCAACCUAUCAAAUGGAAAGCACAUGAUUUUGAGGCUUGGAUUGCAGCCUAUGAUUAUCACGACACAAACAUUCUCUAUUCAGGGGGAGAUGAUUGCAAGUUCAAAGGCUGGGACAAAAGAAUGGAGACAACUUUCCCAACAUUUACUAGCAAAAGGCACAGCAUGGGCGUGUGCAGUAUACAGAGUAGCAAACACAGGGACAAUAUCAUAGCCACUGGAAGCUAUGAUGAAAAUAUAUUAUUAUGGGAUUCACGUAAUUGGAAGCACCCCCUCAGUGAGACGUCAGUAGGGGGUGGGGUGUGGAGACUAAAGUGGCAUCCCAAGGAUCCAAAUAUCUUACUAGCAGCUUGCAUGCACAAUGGAUUCCAUGUAUUAGACUGCACUACAAUAUCAGAGGACUCACAGCCCAUAAUUGCGUAUUAUAUGAACCACACAUCACUGGCUUACGGAGCUGACUGGUGCUAUUUAGACACAACUCCAACAAAUAUGAGUCACCCUGUAGAACAAGAUAUCAAUAAACAAAGUGACUCUGAACAUUGUGAUACAGGGGAACAAGAAGUGAACUCUGUUUGUCAAAUGUAUCAAAUAGAAGACAUUAAAUAUCAGUUACAAGAAACAAAGAGUGAAAAACAAAAUACUUAUCCAGGUUUAACUGAAAAUAAAAAUAAAGUAGUGGAAAAUGGAAAUAAGUGGCAUGAAGACUCUAAACCUAAAAAAGAUAAAGCCUCAAGUGCUUUUCUACCAGUUUAUAAAAGCAUUAGGGAUAUACCUAGAUAUCAGGAAUAUGUUUAUGAACCUUUCCAUGUAAAGCCACCAUUGUUUAUAUCAAAAGAUGACCGAGAUAUAUUUUAUAAAAAUCCUCAAGCCAUGAGCAAUAUGGAACCAGUUACAAAAGAUAAACUUAGAGGAGUUAUUGAGAUUAUUGAAGAUGGGAGUUUUAAUGUAGAGUUUAAAAAUAUAAAAAUGGCAUACGAGCCAGAAUUUAAUUGUGGAUGGAAUAGCAACAGGUCAUUCUUUUACAAAGAACGGGAUUUUUCGAAACGUUCUAGAAAUGUCCGUGGACUUUUUCCACUGAAUGUUCCAGAGGGAUAUGCCUUUCAGCUUUUUUUAAAUGGAGUUCUUCCAAAAAUUAUUCAGGCUUUAAAUGUUAUUAGAUGCCCAGAUGUAAGGCUACUUUUAGAGACACCUGUUGAUGGUAUUAUAUAUGAGAUUCUUGAUAAAUUGAAUCUCACAAAUCAGGUUGUAUUUCAUGCUGAAAAGGAUCCAACUCCAUAUGUUGGAGAUCACAUGAUAUUUGGAUGUAUAGCCCCUCCUCUACACCCUCAGCUCUGGCAAGCAAUGAGGCACCAUCUGGGUGUCAGUGAUGAACAAAAGUAUAACCAAAAUCAUGCAACUGUGGUGUUAAUCACACGUGAUCACGCUCGUAACAAGGGACGUGAAAUUCAAAACACUGAAGCAGUUCAGAAAUAUUUAUCAGAAAGAUAUAAAAACAAUUUCAAAAUAUUCAAUGGUGGCAUGAACCUGGAAGAAUCUCAAAACUUCUUUAGUCACACUAGAAUUAUUUUAGGAGUGCACGGUGGUGCAUUUUUCAACCUUUAUUUUGCUCCGAAGACAACAACAAUAGUUGAGAUUGUUCCAAUGAAUGAUGAUGGAUCUGUUAUACCCCCUAGUUUGACUAAUUCACAUACUAUUGUUUGGAUGAUGGCUAAUAUGAUUGGUCAGCCAUAUUGGAGGAUCAGAGCAAAUCCUUUGGAUAGCAAAGGAAAUCUUGAAGUUGAUAUUGACAAACUGGAUGCAAUUCUUAAAACAAUUGAUAAUUCAUGA
Owenia fusiformis is the source of this 2421-nucleotide messenger RNA. Lineage: Eukaryota; Metazoa; Annelida; Polychaeta; Sabellida; Oweniidae. The record is from the annotation of a GenBank genome assembly.